This is a messenger RNA of Parascedosporium putredinis, 1878 nucleotides long. The record is from the annotation of a GenBank genome assembly. Lineage: Eukaryota; Fungi; Ascomycota; Sordariomycetes; Microascales; Microascaceae.
AUGGACAACGCGGACGGGCAAAGCACCGGGUCGCCACUGUGCCCGGUACGGCCAUGGCCUAUCCCAGAUGCUGAUCGCAGUCCCAAGGCGAUAUCGGACUAUAUCUCCUUAGUAAACCAGACAUACCCUGGGGGAUUCCGGGCGCUAAACGUAGCGAAAAUCACCGAGGGCACCAACGAUGAGAGCGACGAUACCAAUAUGGCCGAUGCCGAUCAGGAGGGCGAGGGCAGUGGCGAUGGUCCAUCUACCGAGAAGGAUCCCGUGGACGCUCGGAACGAAAGUUUGCAGAGUCUAGCCACUGCUCAUUACAGCGCCCUCUUUGCCCUCGACCUUGUCUCCCUCCUACUCACGAAAGAGAACCCCGUUCAAGCAGGCAAUACACUACGGCAGGACCUCCGCGAGCUUGUCGGGAUCGGAACGCUAGCAUCCCAAAAGCACGCCGAGUCCAACGUCACCGCCGACAAGAUCAAGGACUUGGGAGACGUGACUGCGGGAUGGCACAUUCUCUCAGUUGAGGAGACGCGAGACUCUGCUAAAAAGGCUGCUGAAGUCCUCCAGACGGAAGUGGAGAAGGAGGCCAAAUACUGGGAGGAUGUGCUCACGGUAGUCGAGUCCGGGUGGUCCGUGUGCAGACUACCUCAGGAGAGGCAGACGCUGAGCGUGAAGUUUGGUUUUAAUGAAGCCUCACCCGAGUUCCGGAAACAUAGUCUCGCACCCAUGCGCCGGGCCACCGACGGCAGCGUUGAACUGGACCUUGGGAGUCUGGGAGGGCAGGCUCAGCGACUUGUCAUCACGGUUGAGAGGGACGGGAAAAUAACCGGCCAGAAGUCUCAAACCGCCCAGGGCCUAAUUGGUGGUGAGGGGUCCUUGCCUGAUCGCGUUCUAGAAGCUCGGAAUACCAUUUACGCGCGGGAGCUCUGGCACGAGCUCCAGAUGGAAGCCCGCAACCUCCAGUCAUACGACGUUCGGCAGCAUGAAUCGAGCAUCACUUACACGCGCCCUACUGGGCUCAAAGUUCGCAUUCAGCUUUUAUCGGCCGACGAGUGCGCUCCCGUUGAUCAAGGACUGCCCGAUAACUGGCUGGCCGAAUCCCUCCACAUAACUUUGCAUGUCCUUCUCGGCUUCUCCCACCGCCAAUACGAAACAACGCGGUCACGACCGCUGCCUCCCAACCAAUCUCGUGGUAGGCUACAGAAUCAAAUCCACCUUCUACGGCCUGUUAUAGCCUGGCACGUAUAUAUGGAAGCCGUAGAACAGUGCACAAACUAUAUUGGCGGUCUAGUUAAAAGCCUUCGCAGCGGCAAGAUGGCUGACGCAAAAUUCGAGCUAAACACGACUCAAAAUAUCCUCACUGACCCAACUGCCGUCUCGGGUGCUGGCCGAGCCCGUUUGAACCCGACUCAUGCCGUGCUCAACGGCAACGUUCUUCAUCUAAGUUUCCGGAUUGACCUUACCAUCACUCCUGGAAACCGCCUCACCAUCAUGGGCUGUACAUUGCUGGCACGCGCAGCCGCCACGGUUUACCAAAUAAGCUUACCCAACCUAGCAGGCUCGGAGCAUCCCAACACCCUCAUUGAAUCAUGCCCGCCUCACCGUGACUAUCCCAACCUCUCAGAAGUGCGUUGCUACGUCGAUCAGGCUGUCUCAUGCGCCCUUGUCAACUACUUCCGCCCACAACUCGAAGACGCCGAGAAAGAGGGUCUCGUUCGACAGAACGGAUCGCUCGAUUCAAUAGCUUCCAUUGAUGGCUUCGACGCGGAAGACAAGGCCCUUUGGGUCAAAGGUGUGGCGGGGACAUCACUUUACACGGCGGCGAGCUCACCGAGAGAGCUCGCCUUUGCCGUUGCCGGCCCUUUGCACGACCCCAUCUUGAAGUGA